Messenger RNA from Archocentrus centrarchus (flier cichlid), 2066 nucleotides. RefSeq names its product arginyl-tRNA synthetase 2, mitochondrial (gene rars2). The transcript has 20 exons. Lineage: Eukaryota; Metazoa; Chordata; Actinopteri; Cichliformes; Cichlidae. Gene Ontology annotation, biological process: arginyl-tRNA aminoacylation; mitochondrial translation. The record is from RefSeq and is a predicted model, not a curated record. Gene Ontology annotation, molecular function: arginine-tRNA ligase activity; ATP binding. Bases 192 to 1931 code for a protein of 579 amino acids. Gene Ontology annotation, cellular component: mitochondrion.
AAACCGAACGAACCUUUUCUUUUAUUUACAUGGUUCUGGAGCGGAGCUUGUGAUUGGACCAGCAGAUCGGAAGUAGUGGCGUUAAUACGGAAGUGCAGCAGAAAUGUGUCAAUGAAAAAGUACCUUGCGAGGGUUUAUCUGUUUGUCCAUCAAGUUUAGCGUAAGAGAUUUUGUUCGUGCUUUUAAAAAACAUGGCUUGUUUUUUUAGGAGAAGAAUUGCGGCGAAGCUGGGCAGGGCGCUGCAGCAGUCUGAGGAUGUUUUUAUACCAGCUCUGGCAGCAGUUCCGGUCCUGAAGAGACAGGAGGGACCCGAUUUCAGACUGUUCACUGGCACGUUGAGAGCUAGUGGGAUUUUACCAUCCAGUGGAGACGUUCAGGUGCAGACAGAAAACUUGGCCACUCAGUUGAAGCGGGACAAUGUGGUGGAAGAUGUCUCAACUGGACGUGGAGUUAUCAACUUUAAAGUUAAUCGGAAUCUUCUUGCUCAGAAAUUGUUGGAGCCAUUUGGAAAUGGGGAGGAUGACAAAUUUGGGUUAAACAGUGAACUUUUUAAUACUCUCACGAGGGGAACAACAUUAGUGGAGUAUAGCUCUCCAAAUAUCGCCAAAAAGUUUCAUGCAGGACAUUUGCGGUCCACAGUAAUCGGUAACUUCAUUGCAAACCUAAAACAGUCACUUGGAAACAAUGUUAUUCGAAUGAACUACCUCGGAGACUGGGGGAUGCAGUUUGGUUUGCUGGGAGCCGGAUUUGGACAGUUUGGAUGUCCAGACAAAUUAAAACAGAAUCCCCUUCAGCAUUUGUUUGAGGUUUAUGUUCGAGUAAACAAAGAAGCAGAGCACGAUGAGGAUAUGAAACAGGCUGCCAGAGACUUCUUUAGACAGCUGGAGCAGCAUGAGAGCCAUGCUGUGUCCUUAUGGCAACAGUUCAGAGACAUCACAGUGAAGGAAUAUCAGCAUAUUUAUAAGCGGUUAGGGGUCCACUUUGACGUUUACAGUGGGGAGUCUUUUCACCAGGAUCAGGCCCAGGAGGUGGUGCAGCAGCUGCAAAGCCGAGGCCUGCUAAAAACCUCUGAGAAGGGCACUGGUGUGGUGGAUCUUUCCCCUAAUAGAGACAUGAGCAACGUCUGCACGCUACUCCGCAGUGAUGGUACAACUCUCUACAUCACCAGAGACAUUGCUGCAGCCAUUAACCGCAGAGAAAAGUACAGUUUUGAUGAGAUGAUUUAUGUGACUGACAAAAGUCAAGAGAAUCACUUCUCCCAGUUAUUCCAGAUCCUACUUGCGAUGGGUCAUUCUUGGGCUGACAGGUGUCGGCACGUGUCCUUUGGUCUGGUGCAGGGCAUGAAGACCAGGGCUGGAGAAGUGGUGUUUCUAGAGGAUGUGCUGGAUGAAGCUCGGGCUAGGAUGCUCCACAACAUGAGCCAGUCAAACACAACAAAGGAAUUGGAAAACCCAGAGGACACGGCAGAGAAAGUUGGAAUCAGUGCACUAAUAAUCCAAGACUUUAAAGGCCCCCUACAGUCAGACUAUAAGUUUGACUGGGACCGGAUGCUGCAGGCUCAGGGUGACACGGGCGUCUUCCUUCAGUACACACAUGCUCGACUCUGCAGUUUAAAGCAGAGGAAUAAAGGCGUGGAGGCAGCUGCUUUCGACCCAGCCCUUCUAUCCGAGCAGACAAGUAUCGCCAUCCUGCAGCACCUCCUUCGUUACGAUGAGGUGUUGUACCAGUCAUCCCAGGAUCUGCAGCCCAAGCACCUUGUCAACUUCUUAUUAAAACUAUGUCACCUGAUUGCUUCAGCACACAGAGAACUGCCGGUAAAAGGAAGUGCCGAGGCUGUUGCACAGGCAAGGUUACGACUGUUCAACGGAGCACGCUCAGUCCUGGCCAACGGGAUGAGGAUCCUGGGCAUCACACCAGUUAAUAAAAUGUGAAACUCAAACUUCGUUAAUGUGUAUCAAUAUUUUUUCGGCGCUGCAAGUACUGCUACAGUCAAUUUGUACACUAGAUACAGAGCCUUACAUUGUCAAACUAAAACUCAUGAGUGAAUCGAUAUCCACUGUAUUAUG